CCAGGUAACAUCUGCGGGUCAGAGGAAACUUUUGAAGCGCCUUCUAAUAAGAAGCCCCGGACAUGGCGAGCAGGACCACCCCGCUGCUCCUCAAGGCGCUGCUGGACGUCACCGAGACGCACUCCGCCAGACUCACCGCGCGAGGGAACGGCGCGAGAGGGAAUCUCAGGCGCUUUGGCUCCUGCGGCGUUCUGGCAACACGGAGGUCCAGCCUCCAGCUGUGCCCGGCCUCCGCCGCGAGCCCGCCGAGCCGCACCUUCAUCAACCUGACCGCCCCCAUCGCCGCCCGGAGGAUGGAGUACAACGAGAGCCGCACCAUGGGGUUCAGUCCGGAGCAGAUGUACGCCUUGGUGGCCAGUGUGGACCGGUACCAGGAGUUUGUCCCCUGGUGUAAGAAGUCUCGGGUCAGGACGGGGAAGAACGGCGGCGUCCUGGCCGAACUGGAGAUAGGUUUCCCUCCUGUGACCGAGACGUACACCUCUGAGCUCUCCUUCAUCCCAAACCACCAAGUCAGGGCCUUGUGUAGCGAUGGAUCCCUCUUCAGCCAUCUUGAAACAAUAUGGAGGUUUUCCCCCGGAGCCAAAGGUCAAACCGACUCCUGCAAAGUAGAUUUCUAUGUGUCCUUUGAGUUCAAGUCCCUGCUGCACUCUCAGCUGGCCGGCCUGUUCUUCGACGAAGUGGUGAAACAGAUGGUCGGCGCCUUCGAGAAGCGAGCGGCAACGCUGUACAGGAGCCAGCAGGAGGCGCCGCUGAGGAGGCGGUCAGCUUGAAGGACUCAACCACAGGGAUUCAGAACCAAAACCUGCCAGCGGACUGGAUCUAAUUCUCUUUAUUCCACAUGAAGACCUCUUAUUUAUUUAUCAUUCACCUGUUGUACAUACUGUAUUUUACAUGCCUUAUCGAGUAAUAUAUUGUGACGACACUCAAGUCUAAACUGCUAGUGCAAUCUCUGAAAUUCAGAAUAUUUAUUUUCUUGAAUAAAAAGUUUU
This is a messenger RNA of Salarias fasciatus (jewelled blenny), 989 nucleotides long. RefSeq names its product coenzyme Q-binding protein COQ10 homolog, mitochondrial. Lineage: Eukaryota; Metazoa; Chordata; Actinopteri; Blenniiformes; Blenniidae. Gene Ontology annotation, molecular function: ubiquinone binding. Gene Ontology annotation, biological process: cellular respiration. Bases 63 to 770 code for a protein of 235 amino acids. The transcript has 5 exons. The record is from RefSeq and is a predicted model, not a curated record. Gene Ontology annotation, cellular component: mitochondrion.